AAAUGCCGAUGAUCGUGGUAUUUUUAUAUGACUCUUCUUAAAAAUUUCUCAGUUUAAGUUUGAGCGUUGGCAAAUACGGUUCGUUUAUUUUCUGUUUUCUCGUUCAGUGCAAUAAUAUUUAAUUUGUUACAUUCCUUAGAAAAAAAAAUUAACUAAAAAGUCAUGUUCAAAUCGGUGCUUAUUGUGUCGUGCCUUUUAGUGGCUGGCGUACGCAGUCAGGAUCUUAAAGUUGAUGUCGUCAGUGUACCAGAAGUUUGUGAACACAAAUCAAAGGCUGGUGAUACACUAACAAUGCACUAUACUGGCACAUUAACUGAUGGCAAAAAAUUCGAUUCUAGUUUGGAUCGGGAUCAACCAUUUACUUUCCAACUGGGUGCUGGUCAAGUUAUUAAGGGCUGGGAUCAAGGUUUAGUUGAUAUGUGUGUGGGUGAAAAACGUAAAUUGACCAUUCCCCCAGAGUUGGGCUAUGGCGAUCGUGGUGCCGGCAAUGUUAUUCCUCCCAAGGCUACUUUGGUCUUCGAUGUAGAACUCAUCAACAUCAGUAACAGUCCACCCACCACCAAUGUCUUCAAGGAAAUCGAUGAAAAUGGUGAUAAGCAAUUGAGCCGCGAAGAGGUAAACCUAUAUGUCAGUGAAUAUUUGAAGAAACAAAUGACUGCCGUUGAAGGCCAAGAUUCUGAUGAAUUGAAAAAUAUGCUCAAGGAAAAUGAUAAAUUGGUGGAAGAGAUUUUCCAACAUGAAGACAAAGACAAAAAUGGUUUCAUUUCGCAUGACGAAUUCUCCGGACCAAAACACGAUGAACUAUAAAAGUUGUUAACUAUAUUUAUGCAAUUCCAUCUCUAACUUAAUUUAAUUAAUUAACUUUACUCAAUUUGCCUCUUCUUUAAUUUUCAUGUUUGUUUUUUUUAUUUUAAGUUAUUGUAAAGAAGUUAACAUUAUCCAUACUACAUAAAUACAUACAAACAUACAUAAAUACAUACAUCCAUAGAUACAAUUUAUUUUGUACGCUUUAAUACUCUUUCCAAGAGUAUUUAUUCUUCUUUUUCACACCAACAUUUGUUACCACAUUUUUCUUUUUAUUGCUUUUUGUUUAAAAUAAAAAUCUUCUUUAAACUAAAAAAUAAAAUAACCAACUUGCGUGCUAAGAUCGUUCAUAUUAUAAAUUUAAGUUGUUAAAUCAAAUAAAUCUAGCUUAAAAUAUUAUAAAUUUAUAUAUAUUUUGUAAAAGAAAUUGUAGAAGAAAAAAAAAGAAACAAAACAACAAAAAAUAAGGAGAAUUUUGAUAGUAACUAAUAUUAAAGAGUUGGAAAUGAAGAAAAUGUUUAUAUACCAACAUUAAAUACAUAUGUAUAUUAAAUUUUAAGUCACAGUUUUUGUAUUGAAAAAAUCCACAAAACAUUUUUGUAAGAAAAUAAAGUAAUUUAUUUAAACAGAAAAAAUAA
Molecule: messenger RNA, 1442 nt
Organism: Calliphora vicina (urban bluebottle blowfly)
Lineage: Eukaryota; Metazoa; Arthropoda; Insecta; Diptera; Calliphoridae
Gene: Fkbp14
Product: peptidyl-prolyl cis-trans isomerase Fkb14
Exons: 6
Coding region: 163-807 (214 amino acids)
Molecular function (GO): peptidyl-prolyl cis-trans isomerase activity; calcium ion binding
Source: RefSeq, a predicted model, not a curated record